Phyllostomus discolor (pale spear-nosed bat) is the source of this 6125-nucleotide messenger RNA. It is a transcript of the gene LRGUK, whose product is annotated as leucine rich repeats and guanylate kinase domain containing. Gene Ontology annotation, cellular component: cytosol. Lineage: Eukaryota; Metazoa; Chordata; Mammalia; Chiroptera; Phyllostomidae. Gene Ontology annotation, molecular function: GMP kinase activity; protein binding. The record is from RefSeq and is a predicted model, not a curated record.
UCUCUCUCUCGUUUGGAUUGUUUGAACCACUGCCAACUUCUGUCCCCAAGGACAUGGCUUAUCAUGUCUGGGGGUAAAAUAUCAAUUAAUUGCAAAUCAGCUUCCAGUUUUGUCCGGUAGCUUCUCUUUAUUUUCUGCAACUAAACUACAAGGUCAGGAGCCAUGCUUUUUAGUUCAUUUAUUCACUAACACCACGCUCUGCAUAGACAUCUAACACUUCCAGAGUACACCUAUGCGAAAAGACCCCUGGUGAAUGAAACAGGAUGGGGGCUCAUGGUGAUCUUCCAGUGGAAUGAAGAAACCUCCAACAAGGGGCUUCGAGGUAGGAAGAAAACACCUGUGAACAAAGAGAAGGGGUGCAGAGGGAAAAACGGGAAAACAAGAAAGACAAGCAAAAGUAACAAAGCCAGAGACUGAAUGGACUAAAAAGAGAAAAAAUCAAAAGCAAACAAGCAAUAAAAGAGGUGGACAAAAACAAAGCGAAAAUCGUGUGCCAAUGGUGGCGUUCACUGCAAGGGAAGACUCGUGGAGAGGCGAAGACUACAACCCCCAGAAUCCUCUGCGGAUCCUCCGCCCCUGGUUGUCAGUCUCCUAGGCAACGUGGGUAAACAAGAUGGCGACCUCCGGGAGCGAUCCCCAGUGGCCGAAGUUUAGCUCUCUCCAGAGAACCUCGAGCAGUUCACGAAGUGGAACCCAGUCUAUACUGUCGCGCUCAGAAAGACAGCCAUGGUCUUCAUUUCCCAUGGGGCAGAGACCGAAAAUUACCUACAGAGACUCCUCCUCCUACCUGCUCCAGGAGCUCAUUCAUCGGUGUCAGGAGUCAGACACAGACAUACCAGUAUACGAGGACAAGGAAGACGAGCCAGAGGUAGAAGACGAAGUGGAAUCCGAGGAGUCCUCAGAGUCCGAGAUGAUGAAUUUGGAGGAGGAGUUUGACGGGGUCCUGAGAGAGGACGUGGUGGCCGAGGCGCUGUCUCGGUUGGGGCGCUCUGGUUCCGGGACCGAGCAGGUCUACCUCGACCUGACUUUGUCGGGUCAGGACCUGGUCGACGUCAGCAUCCUCUGCGGGUACGUGCACCUGCAGAAGCUGGACCUCUCGGUGAAUAAAAUUGCAGAUUUGUCUUGUGUGAGUUGUAUGCCUUAUCUCCUAGAACUUAAUGCUUCUCAAAAUAAACUGACUGCGUUCUUCAAUUUCACGCCACCCAAAAACCUCAAGAAGGCCGAUUUUUCCAGCAACCAAAUUUCUGCAAUGGGCAAUUUGUCGGCAUACGAGGCUCUCACGACACUAAUUUUGGACAACAACGAGAUAGAAGAGAUCCGUGGGCUGGAGCUGUGCAGCAGCCUGACGCACCUCAGCCUGGCCCACAACAAGAUCGCGACGAUCGGCGGCCUGGAGGUGUUGCCCAUCAAAAUACUGUGCCUGAGCCAUAACCGGAUUGAGACGAUCACGGGCCUGGACGAACUGAAAUUCCUCCAGAUUGUGGACUUGUCCCACAAUCAGAUCAGCAGCCUCCAGGGCCUGGAGAGCCACGACUUCCUGGAAGUGAUCGACCUCGAGGACAACAAGAUUGCUGAGCUGAGUGAAAUAGAAUACAUUGAAAAUCUACCUCUCCUUCGAGUUCUCAAUCUUCUAAGAAAUCCGAUUCAGGAAAAAUCCGAAUAUUGGUUCUUCGUCAUUUUUAUGCUGCCACGAUUAACAGAACUGGAUGAGAAGAAGAUUAAAGUGGAAGAAAAGGUUACAGCAAUGAAUAAAUACAACCCUCCCCCGGAAGUGGUCGCGACCCAAGAUCACCUGAUCCACGUCGUCCACAGCAUGAUGCAGCCGCAGAGGAUCUUUGACAGCACCCUGCCCAGCCUGGACGCCCCGUACCCCAUGUUGGUGUUAUCCGGCCCGGAAGCCUGCGGGAAGCGGGAGCUCGCCCACCGCCUCUGCAGGCAGUUCAGCACCUACUUCAGAUACGGGGCCUGUCACACCACCAGACCCCCUUACUUUGGAGAAGGGGACCGAGUCGAUUACCAUUUCAUCUCACAGGAAGUUUUCAGCGAAAUGGUAAACAUGGGGAAAUUCAUUCUAACGUAUAAUUACGGCAACCACAGUUACGGAUUAAAUAGGGACACCAUAGAAGCUAUUGCAAGAGACGGUUUAGCAAGCUGUGUUCACAUGGAAAUAGAAGGUGUGAGAAGUUUGAAGUACACCUAUUUUGAGCCUCGAUAUAUCCUGGUGGUGCCCAUGGACAAGAAGAAAUACGAGGGAUACUUACGGAGAAAAGGAUUAUUCAGUCGUGCGGAGAUUGAAUUUGCUGUUUCCAGAGUGGACCCUUAUAUUAAAGUUAAUCAGGAAUCUCCAGGAUACUUUGAUGCAGUAAUCAAUGCAGAUGACCUGGAUGUUGCCUACCAACAGCUGAGUCAGCUCGUUAAAGAAUACCUUGGAUUGCGCAAGGAACCUGCCAAGACUUUGGCUCCAGGUGCAGGGGACCCCUCUAACAAGAAGACUCCCUCUGGGGUACCAGCGCACCUGGUUCCUUCCCCGAGGCGCCUGGCAAAACUGCAAGCAGAUGGCCGGAUACCAGAGCAUCUCUCUGGGAUGCAGGUGUAUGCACAGGUCCCGGAGAGCCAGGCCCUGGCUCCCUCCCAGAGCCAGGAGCUGAUGCAGGAGGGGGCAGCCCCUCCCAAAGAGCCUUCUCCCGACAGUCACGUCACUGCUGAGCCUCCUGCACAGCCCAGCUCCUCAGCUCUCAGUACUUCCCACAAGGCCCAGGAUUCUGCCCCAAACGAGAAGGCAGGGGAUGCUCUCCCUGAAAGUGAGGCCAGGGCCUCCGAGAUGGUAGCAGGUGAAGAAGGACAGGCGUCCACUCGGCACCCUGACCCGCCUCCAGUCCACAGCCCUCCGCAGGGCCGGGAUGAGGAAUCCGGGGAGGUCGGGGAAACUGCCCCCGCCCCACCCCCUUCUGAGCCUCUGCAGGGGCCUGGCCCCACAUCCCUCAGCCCCCAGAGAACCCAGGACGAGGAGACCGAGUCAGCCAGCCUGCCGCCACCAAGAGAGCGUCCGGACCCUGAUGGGGCCGAGAUGCCUGGACCAGCUCUGGGAGAUCCCCAGCGCCCUCUGGAGGAGGGAAGCCCCAAAGCCGCAGGCGCCCGGGUCACCACUCCUUACCCAGCACUGCCGCACCCCCAAGACCCAGCAAAGAGCAAACAGACCCAGGACACGGAAGACACAGCGAGCUCGCUUUCCAGAAGCCGGCUGGCUCCCACCAGGCUGCCCCAGCCUCGGGUCCUUGCCCCCCUCCAGAGCCGGAGGCCCACCCCCAAACUCCCCUCACCCAGCAGGGAGGAGGCUCCAGAAACAGCCUCAGAUCAAACCGUGAGGCCCUCUCCGAGGCCUCCGCCAGCCCAAGAAGGCGACCCCGGUAAACUGCCUCUCAUCAGCCCUCCCCAUCCCAAACCACCGCCACCCCCGAGCGCCCAUCUGGGCCACAGUCCUCAGCACGUCCAGGGAGAGACAGCCGGGGAGGUGAAACUCCCUCUGAUCAGCCCCCCCACGCAGGAGCCCGCCCUGCAGCCGGCCCCUGCCCCACCGCCCGAGGAGGGCGCUCCGGGGGUCAGGCUCCCUCGCCUGCCCUCACCCUCCGUGGAACGGCCGCCCCCUCGGAACUCCAGGGAGCGUCAGGAGGCUGGGCCUGCAAAGAAGAGGCCAGCGCCCAAAGCAGGCCGCGCCUCCAGCAAGAAGGUUCCAGAGAUGCAACCCUCACCGCCAAACCAAGAGCCGGUGCGGCAGGUGGGAGCUGCAAAAAAAAAACUUCCUGUGCAAAGGGAGACCCCUAAAGGACCAGCGCACCUGGAACAGGUGCCAUCUGGAAGCCACCAGACAGCCUCACAGCCACCGUCCCGGAGUGGAGCCACUCUCCCGAAGGGGGCCGCCCACCCGAGCCCCAGCCCCACUCAGGGGAACCUGAGAAGCCAAGGCCACACCCCAGAAAUUCCUGAGCCACUCCACGCGGAACCUAGGGGUCCCCAGACGCUGGAAGAGGAAAAGGAGAAAGCACAAUAUUCCAGAAAAAAGGCCCAUGCCAACCUCCCCCGAGACGGCCUGGUUCAGAAGGCAGCUGUGCCCCAAAAAGGGCCAUCUUUGAAAAGAGAGCGUCCUGUGGGAUUAUCUCAAGCAAGUAAAACCACCCUCAGCAGGGACCAGCCACCUCAGGAGGGUGAAGUUGCUCACGGGAGAACGCUCCAGAACGCAAAGGCCUCCGCAGAGUCCACACCGGCUGGUCCCGCUGCCACGGAGCGGCCCAGGAGAAAAGCGGAGGCUCAGGAGAGGGGACGGCAGUCUCAGGAGACAAGGCCUGCUGCAGACCUCCCGGGGCGGGACGGCCCGGCCCCCUCCCAGCAGCCUGUCCGGGAGACCAGUCAGGCCAGAGAGAGCUCUGUCCACAGACACAGUGCUUCCAAACAGCAAACCAAAGAGAAGCGCACCCGAAAACCUGGGGGAGCCCCACAGGGGAAAAACCCCACUGCGCCCCAGGGUUAGCCGUCUGCUGAGGAGCAGGGCGGCCGGCAGGGACGGCUGCGAGCGAGGGGCAGUCAGAGCACCGCAGUUUAACCGUGACAGUGGCCCCUGAAGAAGUGCUAGCCGAGAUGGGAGGCGGUGGCCUGGAUGCUGUUGGAGGGGACACGGACCUCCCCCUGCUCUUGGAGCCAGCCCGAGCACAGGCCGCCAGCACCGUCCAGCCAGCGGGUUCCUAGAAGCCAGCCCGUCUCUGCACCGCGGGGCCUCUUCCGCAGCUUGUCGUCGUAGCCUGGAAGAGCAGCAGCCCCUGUAAAGCGGUACCCCAGCCAGUAGUGCCCCUGCCCCCGCCAACUGGUAGCAUCGGACCCAGGGAUCUGUGUCAGCGAGCAGCCUGGCGUCAGACUCCCGCGGACCCCAACAGCAGUGCCAGCUCUGGCUGAGGCGGUGCGGUGUUGCCAUCCAGUUUUGUUCUGCUCAUUAGAAACAACUGCUUUUAGAUUAGCAAAUUCUCUCACGCCUCUUACAUCACCGAGGGGUCCAGAAGCAAGACCACCGAGAAAGCAAGCGUUUGCAGUUUCUGGUUUUUGGUUCACCGCCACCUUGGGGGGUAGAGGCCCCCACCCCCAGAGACUUCAAAUCCACAGAAGAUUUGUGGGAACCUUCUGAAGGGAAGAGGAAAAAUUCUUGUCACGUGUGACACCGUGAUCCAACGUUUUAGAUGCUAUCGGCCCAUAUUGCUUCAAACUUACCUCUGUUUGAAACAUAUUUCAAAAUGAAUAGCUUCCUCUCUCUCUGAACAGGAGCCUUGUGUAAAUUAGCUCAUGCCUUCAUUAUGCCGCACCAUCUGGUAGAACUGGUUAAAAGAAUUAGUGGGGUUGAAGUUCAGGCGAAUUGGUUUUUGUGUAUUCGUACCAUCAGGAUUCUCUUGCGGGCCGUGACAGGCGUCCGGCCCAGCCAGCUUCUGUGAAUGGCUCAGAAGGGGGUGGAAUAUCUCACUCAGCCAGACGGUGGGGAGGGCAGAGUGCGGGGAGAUUGGGGAGCAGUUACUGGGCAGAAGCUGGACCCUUGUCAUCUGCACUAUUUUUGUCAUCUACCGGAUCCUUAUCUCCUGGACUCUUGUCAUCUCCUGGGCUCUCAUCAAUUGUCAUCUCGCUCAUUUUUCUCCAUGUGGGCUUUCUUCUCUUCGAUGCAAGUGACUGUGUGUCAGUUUCUGCACACUAACACCUCUCAAGUUUCACAUCACAUUUAACAACGGGCAGCUCCCACUCCCAGAAAGCGAUCAACUCAAGUGUUCAUUCUUAAACCAGUCUACGCCGGCUGGGGACAGGGUCCUCUUUAGACAUCCCCAUUGUGCCCACUCCUAGAGUGUGUGGAAUCUGCCUACCCAGAAGAGAGGACAAUUGUGAGCAAAGCAACCAAGGCAAGUUUCAACUCUUAAAAAGCUGCAAGAUGUUUAUUGAAUGCUUAUUAUACUAAGUGUACGAUGGCAUGCAAAGUUGUGUUCAGCAUUCUGUAUUUUUAAAAUGUAAUUGACAACUACAUAACUGCCUGUAUAAAUGUGUCUUGUCUUACACAAAAGGUACGUGUCCACAAAAUUGAAUGUAUGUCACUGUUAUUUCAA